AUGAUCAUUUUUCUUUCGAAGUUCAACGCUCAAGGUCCAAUAUCUGAUGUCAACACCUUACUCUCUACCUCCCCCUCUCUUCUUUCUGUUCCUCCAAGUUCACUCGAACCAACACGCACACCCAUUAUCGACGCUUUAAAGAAUUCCACACCAAUUCUCACUACCAUCAACAAUAUAUCCAAUACCAUCUUCAAAGUUCAAAAAGACCUCGUGAUAAUGUUCACUCCAAAUCGACGCGUCGACAGAAGCUCUCAAAGUAGCUUGGCUUUCCGAGUCAAAUCAGAGCAUAGCAAUCUGAUCCUGAAGGGCCGACCCCAUUCCCUCUCUUCGACAUUCGGAAGAAUUGGAAGAUCAGAUUGGAAUGAAGAGUAUUCUUCGCACGAGAAUUAUGAUAAGUCAAUGAAGAUUGUGACAAGUAGUGACCGAAUGCAGUUCAGAAAAGGAAAAAUACCUCUCGAUGCUUUCAUACCAAUGUUGUUAGAUGAAUGA
Molecule: messenger RNA, 489 nt
Organism: Botrytis porri
Lineage: Eukaryota; Fungi; Ascomycota; Leotiomycetes; Helotiales; Sclerotiniaceae
Exons: 2
Coding region: 1-489 (162 amino acids)
Source: RefSeq, a predicted model, not a curated record